Ylistrum balloti is the source of this 2782-nucleotide messenger RNA. RefSeq lists its product as uncharacterized. The record is from RefSeq and is a predicted model, not a curated record. The coding region runs from base 184 to 1479 and encodes 431 amino acids. NCBI's taxonomy places the organism in Eukaryota, Metazoa, Mollusca, Bivalvia, Pectinida, Pectinidae. The transcript has 5 exons.
AGUACACCAUUACUUACAGUUAUCAAGAUGGCCGACUGUUUUCGCCGAGGAUGCAAGUAGAGGGAUGAUACAGUCAUUUUGCAACCAGUGCAUGAGUUACGCAAUAACAGACGAAUAAUCACGAUUUAUAUAUGGAGACGAUUGAUUCGUGAAGGAAGUUAUCAUCUUCAGUAACAGGGAAAAAUGUCAUCAUCUAGUGCUGAAUUUCAGAGUUUCAAGCAACAGAAAGCAGUAAAUGAGGAAACUCUGCGCCAGAAGAGGCAAGAGGGAUCUAAAUGUCUUCGAUACAUUGGGCUUGUCAUGCUGAUUGCCUCCCUUGGACUGCUGAUCGCCAGUUCUCUUUUUAUGAACUAUGUGCACAUGAGUGAGAAUAUUUAUCUGGGAUCAGUUCCUAUAGGAUUGUUUGCUGCAGUUUUGGGGUUUGCAGGUGGAUUAUGUGAAUAUUGUGCCUCAAGGACCAUGGUGGAAUCAGAGGGGAAAGGAUGCUCCAAGUCUCUUGUGAUAGCCAAUUUUUUGCUGAGCUUUGUUGCUUUGGGACAAUGUAUAAUUGCCUCAGCGUUUGCAGGCAGCGCUUUCAGCACCUGUUCUAAGGAUCCUGGUCCACCCCCUGACGAGGACUCAUUUUUCACCACAGACUUUAGACAAUGUGUUAGCUACAGAUCUGAAGUGAAGAGCUCUGCGAUCUUCCUUAUUUUGUUUGGCAUUGUAGUUGGAGUGACAUCAUUGGCUUCCAUUGUUGUUUAUUGUAUGUACAAGUCUCCCUUUGGUGUAUAUAAUCAACAGCUGAUGUUGGUCCAGGUGGAACGUGAUACUUCUGCCAUACAGCACAUACUAAAUUUGCAGGAACAAUACCCAGACAGAAACCCAUGUAGCGCAGAGGAGUUACAACAACUGCAAAGCUACAUCACAGAGCUACAGACAAAACUGUCAGAGGUAGCAUCUGUUCCUCAAAGACAAGGAGCAGGUAAUGCAGUCAAUUUGAUGAACAUUCAGGCAAAAAUUACAACUCUACAGCAGACACUUAACACACUCAUUCAGAUGUCCAAUCGACCACAACAACCUGCACAUCCCUUUCAGCCAGAGAUCGGGGUUUCAAGUUACCCUGGCUACCCUAUGGGAGGUCCGGGACAGCCUAUGUAUUAUAUACAAGGUCAAGGUCAACCUGUGCCUUAUUCACAAGGUCAAGGCCAACCUGUACCUUAUUCACAAGGUCAAGGUCAACCUGUGCCUUAUUCACAAGGUCAACCUGUACCUUAUUCUCAAGGUCAAGGUCAACCUGUACCUUAUUCACAAGGUCAAGCUGUAUAUUACAGCCAUGGGGGUAAUGUACAAACUCCACUUAUAAGUAACCCUAAUGUAGGUCAAGGUCAGCAUGUACAUCGUCCACAUGACCCCAAGGCAGGAGGUGAGCUUCCUCCAUCAUAUGAGACAGUAAUGGGCAAAGAUGAUGAUGGUUGUACAGAGAAGAACUGGGUGUAGAAGUGAUGUAUUCUUGUGAGAUUAUCAGUGAUUAUGAUUCUACAACCUGCUCAUGCUAUGUGUACUUUUUUAAGAUAUAUACAUGUAUUAAAACAUUAACCAAUAAGUAUAUAGAUAAAUAUAACAUGUUGCAAUUAAAAUCAGUUGAAAUAAAAGUGCAUCAUGUUUAAAAAUUGUAUGUAUAUAUGGUGUAAAUACCGAUGUGUUCAAUAAGCAAGCUGCUAGUGUUUAUUUACAAGUGGCUAUGUAACCUUGUAAGUAAAGUCUAUCAAAUAGAUCAGUGACCUAGAAAUUUUGGAUUCAAUAUUUACUGUAAUGUUUUAGAAGACACAUAGAUAGUAAUUGUACAGGUUGUGGAAAGAUAUUAUUAUAGAUAUUAAUAUUAAGGAUCCUUGUACAGGUUGUCUAUGGAUGUUCUAGAUAUUAAGGAGUCUAAGACCCAAUAUUCUCCCUUCCAAACUUCCAGAUCCUUCCAUGUUAACUUAAUACAGUUAUCUUUCACUCACAAUAGCUACAAGUUGUGGCUAGAGUUUUAAUUAAAUCAUAUGUUAGCCUGGUGGACAAAGCUAGCUUGUUCCUGCCAGUCUUGCUGUGAUAUCUAUGGUAACUAUGAUAUCUCGUCUGAAGCUUGCAGGCAUUGACUUUUACUUAGAUGUCUUAAAAUCUCUUUGAUAUUCUUGUAUUUUAUUUUUCUUGUUAGAAAUUUAAUCUUAUUAAGAGGAUUUUUUACAUAUUUCUAGAAGUGUGACGAAAACCUAUUUUUAUGAAAUACAGGUUUUCAUGACCAAUGUGACAUUACACCAUCAAUUGCCUUUUUAACUAGUCUGCUGGGAGAGUUGAACUUCUCAUAAUGUGUUAAUUAUUAUGCAAGGGUCCUAACUUCCCUUUGCACAUGUAUUGAUUACUAGUACAAAUUUUAAUCAUUGCUUUCUGUGACUAAUGAUCUGUGAAUGCAAACGAUUGUUAUACAGGUUCAGUCAAGAAAAUAUAUAAAUAUUGGGUGAUAUAGAUAUAUAGAUUGAGAUGAUAAAUAUAAGGUCAUAGUCAUAUGUUCAAUACAAAAUAUACACUAUUCAUAUUAUGAUUAACUGUACAGAUGUGGUUAUAUUAUGGGUUGUUCUGUAUAAUUAGUUUCAGUAUACCUCGGUUUUGUUUCCUACAAGCAGAGAUUUUUUUACAUGAUGGAAAGUUCAUACAAGUAUAUUAGUAUAUUUUGCUAUGCUGCUCAUGUUUUAACUUGCCUGUUUUUUUUGUUUUUUUUUUGUUUACAUCAUCUCAUUAUUAAAAGUUCUUUAUAAUGUAA